AUGAGUGAUGAUCAGCUUGCCGCACGCAGUUCCUAUACUCAAGAUCAACCUACAAACCCGACGGGUGAAAUUGAGGGAGCAAUUCGGCUUAGUCAUGUGGUUGAAGAUAACCAUGAGCUCAAUACAGCGAUUAAUUGUUGUUGGCUUGCGGUUCAGGAGACUCCUCGUGAUUAUCCCGACUAUACAGCGCGCCUAGACAGCCUCUGGAAACUGCUGAAUGGUCGAUACGAACAAACCAACAAUGUCGAUGAUCUCAACGCAGCGAUUGAUUGUUGUUGGCUUGCGGUUCAGGAGACUGCCCAUGAUCAUCCCGACUAUGCACCAGUGGAAAUGCUGAGCGAUCUGUACGAACAAACUGGAAAUGUCGAUGAUCUCAACGCAGCGAUUGAUUGUUAUCGGCUUAUGGUCCAGAGGACUGCUCAUGAUCAUCCCGACUAUACACCGUGCCUAGAUAGCCUCUGGAAACUGCCGAAUGAUCGAUACGAACAAACCAACAAUAUCGAUGAUCUCAACGCGGCGAUUGAUCGUUAUCAGUUUGCGGUUCAGAAGACUCCUCGUGGUCAUUCCGAAUAUUUAGCGCGCCUAGAUAUUAUGGCGGGCCUGUUCCACUCGCGAUUCGUAUCUACAGCAUCUUUGCCUGACCUUCAUCGUGCAAUUUCACUCAUUUGUACCGCAAUCCUGGCCACAAAUGAUGACGCUAGUACUAUAGAGCGCUGCUUCGAACUCGGGAGAGAGCUUGAAAUACUAUUUGACACUCAACAAAACAUCACCUAUCUUGACAUGGGGAUUGAGUUCUGUUUCCGAGCGCUCGAGGCCACCACUGAAAACUCCUCUUGUUUUCUAGAUCGCUUGGUCGACCUCGCUCACAAGUUUGGAAUACGAUACGACAAAUUGGCAGAGAUAAAAGAUCUCCAAAUGAAGGUGCUACUACAGCAAGAGCUUCUUAACGCUGUUGGUGAUCAAGAUCAACAUCAAUUACGGGCAGAGUGCCUACUCAACCUCGGCAAUACCCUGAAAUCCCGAUAUAUCGGAGAGCGUCCUGACCUCCAGGAAGCGAUCACCCUAGUUUGCGAUGCAAUUAACGUGGGGGCCAACGAUCCUAACCAUCCUUUGCUUCCAUGA
Messenger RNA from Penicillium samsonianum, 1122 nucleotides. RefSeq lists its product as uncharacterized. NCBI's taxonomy places the organism in Eukaryota, Fungi, Ascomycota, Eurotiomycetes, Eurotiales, Aspergillaceae. The record is from RefSeq and is a predicted model, not a curated record. The transcript has 2 exons. The coding region runs from base 1 to 1122 and encodes 373 amino acids.